GCUCACUUCGCAUUAGUGUGUAAUACGAUUGUCACGGACGUUGACCUUUUAAUAUUGAGUUCGUGUUGGAUUUCCGAACGUACCAGUGCUAACCCAACGAAAAUGGCGGAUUGUAUAGUGUCGAAGUAGCACUGCGUCGCUUGAUAUCAGUUUCACGAAAAUAUCGUGUUUUUAUGUGAAAAUGUGAUAAUUAUGAAUUAAAACUUGUAGUGAAGUGUUUUGUAUGUGUGUUUCAAGAUGAGCCGGACAGAAAUGUGCCGUUUUGGUGUCGGAAACUGGAUUUUUUUACUGGCCUGUAUCAAUUUGUUUACCCAUACCCAAGGCGGCGACAAAGACAGCAUGUUCAAGCUAACAUCAGAGCCGCUAGACGGCGUGGUCGGCGAGGGCGAGCGGUGGGUGCUAGCGUGCGCUGCGCCGUCACAGGCCCGCCUCGCGUGGCGGCACAGCACUGCUGCUGCCCCCACGCGUGAUCAUACUAUAUCGCACACUGAUAGCCACAGGAAACAACUGUCAAACGGGUCACUGGUAAUCGAAAGUAUGACAGCAGCUUUAGCUGGACAGUACCAGUGUGUGGCGACGGUGGAGGGGGUCGGCACUGUGGUGUCGAGAGUGGCGACGCUGUUUCUAGCUGAAAUACCCGAGCUCCUAGAGGGCCCGCGUGUAGUAUCUACCGUACUCGGUGCUAGCGCGUUACUCCCUUGCGGGCUCAAGCUGGCCCCGCGCGUGGCCGUUCGGGUGCUGCCUGCCCCAGCUAGUGCAGCACCACCGGAGCGACGUGUGUACGGAGCUGCGAGAUUGUAUGCACAGCCGCCGGUGUUGAAGCUCAAUGUAACAUGGUUAAAAAACGGUCAGCCGCUCCGCAUGGAGGCCGCACGCGUGUCACUCACACCGAGCGGCGCGCUGGAGCUCGAACCGGCGCGGGCGCAUGAUGCGGCCGUGUAUAGAUGUCAGGUGGGGUUGGCGGGGAGACGGGAUGUGAGAACGGGUCCAGAAAUAGAACUACGUGUGAACAGUGAAAUAGCGAAUCUAGAAGCGGCGCCGCGAUUCAUAGCCACACCUCAACCAGUUACAGUCAUGGAAGGAGCGUCUGUGACGUUCGACUGUGCUGCCAUCGGCAACCCCAAACCUGAAAUGAUUUGGCUCAAUAACGGUGUCGCUAUUGACCUCAACGACCUAGACUCCCGCUUCUACCUAGUAGGCGGUGGGUCUCUGCGCGUGCAGGCCGCGCGUGCGCUGGACGCCGGUACAUACACGUGCCGCGCGCACAACCGGCUCGACUCCGCCGACCACUCCACGCAGCUGCACGUUAUGAGUGUCCCACGAGUAACAUUACCGGAAGGUGAUAUAGUACGUGCACGUAAACGCGGCGACUCGCGCUUGGCCUGCGAGGUGAAGGGCAAACCGCCGCCGAAGGUCACGUGGCUGAAGGAUGGAGAACCAUUGUCGCCGAAUAACCAUGAUAUUGCUAUGGUUGAUGGUAGUUCACUGCGAAUCCAAGGCGUGUUACCGGUGGACGCGGGAGUGUUUCAAUGUUUCGCGACAUCACCGGCCGGGACCAGCACGGCUGCGCUGAGAUUGAUGGUGUUGCCGGAAAAUGCCCCCGACCCUCCAAGCACUCCGCAUGACAUAUUUAACAGUCUCCUUACAUCCGACCUAGAUAUAGAUCCUACAGAAGAUCUAGAUCUAGGCGAAACGUCAUCCGCAUAUACAUCAGGGCCGGAUUUGGAGUACGAUUAUUUAACUUCGAAUGAUUUAUUUCACGCUGCUAAAGGAAUGGAUAGUGAGGGGGAGGGGAACGCGAGUGUGGUCUCUGCGCCUGUGAACUUAAGGGCGGUUAUUGUGAAGCACAGAUUUGUGACGCUUAGUUGGGAAGAGCCGGAACAUAAAAUGGAGGAAAUUACUGGAUACGCUGUUUUCUAUAAGGUCAAAGGGAGUGUACGUGAGCGUGUAUCCCGCGGCGCGGGCACUCGCCACGAGAUGAACAUACCGUCGCUACAACCGGACACACAGUACGAAUUUACGGCACGAGCGUACACGGAAAAUGCUGUGUCUCCGGCUACUGAGCCGUUGGAAGUAAAAACACCAGCUGAAGAACUUCUCUACGGGCCCCCCGUGGACGUGCGGGUUGAGGCCACGGGGCCCCACUCAGUGAAAGUGAGUUGGUCACCGCCGGUGGACGCGGCAACUCCACCAACUAAAUACGCGGUUUAUUACACUGAGACGGAAAGCGGUCGCGAACAGAGCGAGUGGUGCUCACCGAGCGGGUGCACGGUGAGCGGGCUGCGCGCGGGCGGGCGGUACCGCGUGCGGGUCGCGGCCGCGGGGGGGGGAGCCUCGCAGGAGCGCCCCGUGCGCACACCGGCUGCACCGCCAGCUGCACCGCCGAGGAAUGUUACCGCGCUGUCUGCUUCGCAUACUUCAAUCCAAGUCCGUUGGGAAGCGCCACCCGCACGGACUCACGGUGGUCCCCUCACAGGGUACAAAAUACGCUAUCGCCUUAUAAGUGGUGGGGCACAAACUAGUGGGAGUGGGGCAAAUGGGGCAAGUGGGGCAAACAGAAGACGAGCUGAUUCAUUAACCACGCCUGCUGAUGCUAGACGAGCUGAUUUGACUAAUUUGGAACCGUCGGCUACUUAUCAGAUCCGCAUAUGCGCACUGAACGCGAACGGCUCGGGCCCGUUCAGCGAGUGGGUGAGCGCCACGACGGCGGGCACGCCCCGCGCGGAUACCGCUGUACCGGCUCUACCGCCGCCGCUCACGGCUCGCGCAGGCCGCGACUGGAUAUCAGUAUGGUGGGGGUCGACCAGCUCGGGGGGCACGGCGCGGGGCUGGUGGCUCGGCUGGGGGCUCGGCGUGCCCGACGAGCACUCGCGCGAGCUGCCCCUGCACAGGACUAGCUAUGUGAUACGCGGGUUGGAAUCGAACUCCGAAUACGUAAUAUCCCUGCGCGCUAGCAACGCCCUUGGCCUUGGUCCCGCUGUAUACGCGACCGUGCGCACACGCACUACGUCUCCGGACGACGAGCCGGACGAACCGGACGAGGCUGAUGCCGAUGAUCCGGAGGAGACUGAGGAUAAUGAUACCCCACCACUGAUACCGCCGGUGGGGUUGAAGGUUAUAAUGCUGAGUGGUACGACUGCAGUUGUUUAUUGGACAGAUCCAACAUUACCCAAAGGACAGUUAGCAACAGACGGACGUCGGUACGUAGUGCGCUGGUCGGCCGGCGGUCGUGUGCGUACAUACAACGUGACCGAUUUGAACUGUAUGUUGGAUGACUUGAGACCAUACACUACUUAUGAGUUCGCUGUUAAACUUAUUAAAGGCGGUCGCGAAUCCGCAUGGUCCAUGCUGGCCAGCAACACGACACUAGAGGCCGCCCCCGGGUCAGCUCCGCGUGAGUUGCGUGCAUCUCCCGCUGCUCCGGCCGCUCGUGCUGCUGACCUGGCGUGGACUCCACCCGCUAGACCCAAUGGCAGGAUUACUGGCUACGUAAUAAUGUACGCAAUCCAACGUCCAACGACCGGGGCUGCGGAAGAAUGGACCGCGGUCGCGGUCGUGGGCGACAGGAGCAGGGCCCGCGUGGACCGGCUCAGGGCCCGGACCACGUAUAGCUUCAAGAUACAGGCGCGGAACAGCAAGGGGCUGGGGCCUUUUAGUCCAAUCAUUACGUAUACUACUGGACUUGAAAGUGGUGAAGGAGCGGGUCUAGCUAGCGCUACAUCAGCGUGGCUGUGGGCGAGCGCGGGCGGGGCGUGUGCCGUGCUCGCUCUAGCGGCUGCGCUGGCGCUGUCGCUGUGCUGUCGCAGGACACAGCCCCCGCUGUCGCCUGACACUAGUACAUACCAAAAAGCGUCUGCCUCAGCGGGAAUCAAACCCCCGGACCUGUGGAUACACCACGACCAGAUGGAGCUGAAGCACAUGGACAAGAGUCUGCACAGCUCAGCCAGUAAGAUAUCCGCGGGCAGCGUGGACACAGGAGCCCUAGUAUCGUCCACGCUAACACUCCGAGCUCCACCAGCUGAGUACGAACCAACUCGAACUACACCCGCAUCGUUGGACCGACGCUAUGUGCCUACUUAUGUCGAGUCCCGCACGGGGUGUUGCUCGGGCAGUUCGGACGCGUGCCGAACGCCGCGGUGCAACCGCUGCGACCCGCCCGAUUGUGUGCCGCCUUAUUUAGCCAUGACAGGAGUGGGGGUGGGCGUCGGAGUGGGGAUGGGCGUGGGGUGCACCUCCACGUGUGAGAGACGACGGCAUAUGCCCGAUCAGAGUACACCACUCCUAACAGGAGUAGCGCCGCUGAGUUCAGCGCAAUCUUCUCUCGCGUCGUUACACGCACCGCCUGCACCGUGUGGAGCGAGUACAUGUCCUCUAAGCGCAUGUGCAGGUACCGAUGUGUAUGCGACCGCGCUCAGUGCGAGAGAGAGAGGCCACUAUGUGGCGUAUGAGCCGCUGGGACAUUAUACACACCGAGACUCGCUCAGCAGCGAAGCGGGCACCAACACAAUACCGGGUGCGAACACCGGUACCGGUACCGGUAUCGGUGCCAACACCGGUGCGGGCUCGUUACAGCGACGGGCACAUACCGGUGCGUUGCAUAGUUUCGCGUUGGAUAACGCGUCCGAUCAUUCUACGCCGUCGCAUUCUAAGGCGGGUAGUGUGAGAGAGACGUCACCAUAUAAGAAGAGUGCGAACUCUUCGCCAGGACAUAUUCCAAAUAGAUUGCAAUUAGGAGGUGGUGUCCCCCACAGCGGGUCGGAACUGGAGCCCCUCACCCCGUCCCGUUCUACGGAACGGCUCCAUCGGGACAUGCAGAACUUGGAGGGGCUGAUGAAGGACUUGUCUGCUAUCACACAGCAGCAGUUCCAUUGCUAGCGGCUUAAUAAUAUGUGGAAAUGUGGCUAAUUAGCCAGUUGUAAAAAAGAAGAAGCUCUCACGUACUAGCAGGUCCAUUGCUAGCGGGACUUUGGGCCAAUUAUAUUUUAAAAUAUAUAACAAUUGUACUGUGAAAACUCCAAUAUGUGACUAAUAAGACAGAAUUCACUUCAGAUGGUGGCUAAUUAGCCAGUUGUAAAAGAUAUAGCUGAAGCUGAAGAAAUGAAAAACUAUCGGGUAUUAGACCGCAGAGAAAAGGCAAAAAAUGUCGAUAAUUGAGGGGCUGCUGCUGCUAAAGUAGCAGUUCCACUAAUAGCUUACGUGUUAUGUGUAAAAAGUUGGCUAUUUAGCCAGAAUAAAAAAAAAUAACUCUUUUCCGGUUAUGAUAGUUGAAAGACUGCUAAAGCUGCAGUUCCACUGUUAGCGGACCUUUUUGCUAAUUAUACUGUAUGUGGAGGCUUCGAAAUGUGGCUAAUUAGCCAGAAUUGACAUCUUCGGCUUCAUGAGCCUACUUAAUGUUACUUAAGCGACAUCUAUUGUAAAAUUAAAACAAUUGUCGACAAAUUCAAAAUAUUGUUAAUACUUCAACGUAUAAUAAUUUUUAUAACUAUUAUUUAUUAUGAGUGAAUUUUGAAAUAAUAUGACAAAUUGUACUGAUUUUUAAAUUAUUUGAAUAUUUUAGAUUUUAAUUACAAAUACUGCCAUAUUAGUUUAUUGAUUGAUCUAAGUUUUAUGUAUAGUUGAUAUUUUGUAAAAUAAUGUAUUAUAUUUAUGCUAGUCGAGUGGUGCGUUCCUUUUUACGGUAUGAUAAAAAUAAAUUAUCUAUAUAAAAAAUUGAAUUUUCAGUAAUUAUUUCGAUUUUUUAAUACUACUAGAU
This is a messenger RNA of Colias croceus (clouded yellow), 5752 nucleotides long. RefSeq names its product neogenin (gene fra). Gene Ontology annotation, cellular component: membrane. The transcript has 32 exons. Bases 238 to 4875 code for a protein of 1545 amino acids. Gene Ontology annotation, molecular function: protein binding. NCBI's taxonomy places the organism in Eukaryota, Metazoa, Arthropoda, Insecta, Lepidoptera, Pieridae. Gene Ontology annotation, biological process: cell-cell adhesion. The record is from RefSeq and is a predicted model, not a curated record.